GGGUUAUCCCCAGUGUAAUGAUUGUUUAGUAUUUCUCGUCUAAUAAACAAAUUAAGUGCGGGAGGAAGGGAGAAAUUGUAUAUAAUAUUAAUACCGAUUCUUGGGAAAUUUAUAGAAGUGGUAGUUUUAAUUCUCUAGACGUUUUGUACAAAAGUAUGAUUUUAAAAAUAUUUAUAUGCACAUUACUGUGCAUAAUACUGCUAAAGGAUGCCCGGUGUGGAACUGAGGAAUUAAUAGUAACUACUGAAGCAACAAAUAAAGUUGCGGACACAAAUAGGUCUAUAACUCCAAAAAUAUACGAAAUGAACAUAGAAACUAACGUCACCAACAGAUUUGCCACCACUUUAAUAACCAGUAAAGUUAAAAAUUUUGAUCAAUCACCCCAAGAAACAACAUUUUCUGUGGUACUGCCGGAAAGUGCGUUCAUAUCUGAGUUUAUUAUGGAAAUGGGUGGGAAAAAGUACAAGGCGUACGUCAAAGAGAAGGAGGAAGCUAAAAGAAUCUACGAUAAGGCAGUGAGUCGAGGACAAGGGGCCGCCCAUGUGAGGGUCAGAGCGAGAGAUUCGAACAGAUUCACAGUUAAUGUAAACGUAGAGCCCGAAAGUAAAGCCAUUUUUUACUUGACAUACGAAGAACUACUUCAGAGACAACUCGAACAGUAUGAAGUAGUCUUAAACAUUCAGCCUGGACAGCCUGUUAAAGACCUGGAUGUGAAAGUGUACAUCGACGAGACUCGUCCCUUAAAAUUCGUCAGAACUCCGGCAUUGAGAACCGGCAAUGAGAUUGACAAAAACAAAAAGGACAGUUUAGAAACGAAUGCUGACAUUAAAUUAAUUGGGAACAACUCCGCUUUGGUGCAUUUUAGUCCUGACAUUGUCAGGCAAAAGGAAUAUGCGAAGGAAUUGGGGACUAAUGAGAAUAACGGUUUGGCUGGACAAUUUGUUGUUCAAUAUGAUGUUGAGAGAGAUCCUCAAGGCGGUGAAAUUUUGGUCAACGAAGGAUAUUUUGUUCAUUUUUUCGCACCAAGCGAUUUGCCUCCACUACCAAAAUAUGUCUUGUUUGUCUUGGAUACAAGUGGAAGUAUGUUUGGGACCAGAAUACGCCAGUUGAAGGAUGCAAUGAAUAGUAUUCUGUCCGAUCUUAAACCUGAAGACAAAUUUAAUAUUAUUGAAUUUGCAACUGAUGUCCAAGCAUGGGACGUGAAAAAUAUUUCUGUGUCUUACAGAGAAUCACGCACAUGGAGCUAUUCUAAAAUGCAAAACCUACCUGAGAAAAAGGAUUUGCCUGAUGCGUAUCAGGCUGAGGAAGGGAAUAUACAGAAUGCCAUGAAAGUGGUUAAUCAGUUCCAAGCAAUGGGAGCAACUAAUAUCAAUAACGCCUUAAAAGUAUCACUACAACUGAUUGAUAAAAAUUUUAAUGAGAAAAAUCAACCAAUGAUUAUAUUUUUGACUGAUGGCGAGGCAACAAUUGGUGAGACUAGCAAUAAGAAAAUAAUUUCCACAAUUACCGAAUUGAACACGAGGAAAGUUCCAAUAUUUACACUGUCUUUUGGAGAUGAAUCCGACAGAAAAUUCUUGGAGAAAAUCUCCUUGAAAAAUAAAGGCUUUGCUAGACAUAUAUACGAAGAUGCUGAUGCCUCUUUGCAAUUGGAAAAUUUCUAUAAAUCAAUCUCUUCACCCUUACUCACCAACAUCAAAUUCACUUACGUAUCCAACACCACCGAUCUCACCGAAACUCAGUUCCCCAUAUUGUUUGGCGGAUCGGAAAUCGUAGUGACGGGAAGAAUAAUCGACCCCAGCUUCGUUCAUGUGGAUCACCAAGUUGUAGGUUUCAGAGCAGGCCAGCAAAUAAUCAUGAAACCUCUAAUAGAAAGACCGGUAUCCCAAUUGGAACGACUUUGGGCUUAUUUAACGUUGAAGCAACUAUUGAAGCAUCGCAAAGCAGCUAAAAACAAAAAGGGACCUACACAAGAAGCUUUGCGCAUUGCCUUGAAGUAUUCGUUUGUCAGCGACGUCACUUCUUUGGUUGUCGUAAAGCCUAAUGACACCAGCGCCGUUGAUACCGAAGAUGCGUCCAGAAAGUUGCCAAGACAUUUUCCAGUUCAGACAGGUAUACAACAUCGGCCUACCAAUCCGCCUUCCGGUCCAUCUUUUGGCGGACGUAAUUAUAUUUCAAGGUCACCCAUAACCUAUCCACCUUUAUACUUCAUUAGAAGCUAUGAUGAUAUAGUUUCUCCUGAGCAUCUUGUGACACCCAUUUAUCUAAUAAAAAGCCAACUUCCAUGGUUAAAUUCGAUCCUGUUUCCAAAUGGAACACUUACAACGCCAACUGGUUUAUUGAAUCUGGGAAAGAAUGGUAAUCCAGCGAUUACUUCAUUUCCAUGUCCUUUAACGCCCAAAAACUCUAACGGAAUGUGUAAAUCUUUAUUUAAUUGUCCCGAAGUUUAUAGUCAGUUAGUUGAUCUUCAAACUUUCUUGAAGUUUACUUGUUCUUUUCGAGAGUAUACUGGGAUCUGCUGCCCAUCCUAAUUAGUUUUAAUUAAUUUUAUUGGAGUUAAUGUAUAAAUUAUAAAAUUGUUUUAAUUUUGUCCGAAGAUUAUAUACACACCGUCAAAAUUAUUGGACACUCUAGUAUUUUUGAGACUAAAAUAGAAUAUCAUGUUAUAAAUAAUUGUACAUUACUUAUUACAAAUUAUUAUUACAAAUUUUCUUGAAGUUUACUUGUUCUCUUGGAAAGUAUACUGGGAUCUGCUGCCCAUCCUAAUUAGUUUUAAUUAAUUUUAUUGGAGUUAAUGUAUAAAUUAUAAAAUUGUUUUAAUUUUGUCCGAAGAUUAUAUACACACCGUCAAAAUUAUUGGACACUCUAGUAUUUUUGAGACUAAAAUAGAAUAUCAUGUUAUAAAUAAUUGUACAUUACUUAUUACAAAUUAUUAUUACAAAUUUUCUUGAAGUUUACUUGUUCUCUUGGAAAGUAUACUGGGAUCUGCUGCCCAUCCUAAUUAGUUUUAAUUAAUUUUAUUGGAGUUAAUGUAUAAAUUAUAAAAUUGUUUUAAUUUUGUCCGAAGAUUAUAUACACACCGUCAAAACUAUUGGACAGUCUAGUAUUUUUGAGACUAAAAUAGAAUAACAUGUUAUAAAUAAUUGUACAUUACUUAUUACAAAUUAUUAUUACAAAUUUUCUUGAAGUUUACUUGUUCUCUUGGAAAGUAUACUGGGAUCUGCUGCCCAUCCUAAUUAGUUUUAAUUAAUUUUAUUGGAGUUAAUGUAUAAAUUAUAAAAUUGUUUUAAUUUUGUCCGAAGAUUAUAUACACACCGUCAAAACUAUUGGACACUCUAGUAUUUUUGAGACUAAAAUAGAAUAACAUGUUAUAAAUAAUUGUACAUUACUUGUCACUUUGUUACAAAGAUUUAUAAUAGAAUAAUGUACUUUAAAGAAACACAUAGAUACUCUAAUUCUCU
This is a messenger RNA of Aethina tumida (small hive beetle), 3458 nucleotides long. Its product is annotated as inter-alpha-trypsin inhibitor heavy chain H4-like. The record is from RefSeq and is a predicted model, not a curated record. Lineage: Eukaryota; Metazoa; Arthropoda; Insecta; Coleoptera; Nitidulidae. The transcript has 19 exons. The coding region runs from base 156 to 2528 and encodes 790 amino acids.